AUGUCGCAACCAACAAAGAAGCGGAAAGUCGCAGCAACGGCCGUCGUCGGCCCCGCCGUCUUGGACGAGACGGCAAACGUGCCUGCCCUUGUGUCCUUCCCAGACUAUCCUACUGAUCCAAAAUCUGUGAAGUUCCAAUCAUUCGUUGCUGGUCAACCGGAGGCAGGCCGAAAGAGAAGACGUAUUAUUGUGGGAGAAAACCAAAAGUUGGAAUAUGUGGGAAGCAAUACAGCUGGCAAAGCAUACUGCCGCUAUAUCGUUGGGGUAUUCGACAAGAACACGAAAAAGUUGACCCUUAAAGAGGCAGACGUCUUCCACCUCUCGACAACAGUAAAGACGUUGAAGCGCCAUGAAUCGAAGCACAUUGGCGAGAAGAAUUGGAUAGCGAGGAAUGCUUUGGGAGAGGCUUUUGGAACGAAGAAGCGGAAGCAGGCUAUCAGGGCUUUGGAGAAGAAUCAAGUGGACGUUGGUGGUUUGUCGAGCGUCGCGGAUGUGAUCAAAACUGCGAUCGAUGAGAAGACCGCAUCUAUGCCCACACGCGAGGAAAUGCGAGAAGCAGCGAAACAGGACCGAGGAAUACCGCCUUACGACCCUGAUGCAAAAACGCCGGCGGAAGUGUACGAUAUCAACCAACUAUGCAGUCCCGGAGAGCUCAAAGCUCUCACUUGGAAGCCAAUUUGGAAAGCAGCGAGCUUCGACGAAGCCAAGCAGCUUUUGGCCCCUAUUAGUCCGACUUCCUGGGUAUUGGAGCGCAUCCAUACUCUGCUCCAAGUGAAAACCGACAUCGUCAAGUUUCAAAGGCUUCUCUACCUGGCAUACAUGAUGAAAUUCUACACCCUGAAAGACAAAGCCCUCAACAGUAAAUCCGUAGCUGCAAACAUCGGCAAUGCACCCCAGAUAGUUGCCGACACCUUCAUGCAGCGCUUCACCGAGUACCAGUCGGACGAGGGCCGCACAAAGUACAGGAUAUCCCCGAAACUGAAGGACACUCUGUUAGCGUUCAUCAUUGCCCUGGCACUGAGCUUGAAUGAUUUCAAGUUGGAUUUGAGCCAUUUGGCGGGGGAUAUGGGCAUUGGCCUUACAAGAAUGAACAAGGUCGCGCGCGAGCUCGGAUGUCGAUCGGAGCUCAAGAAAGACGAGACAUCACAACAGCGAAGAUGGGUCUCACUGGUGGUGCCCCUCAGUUUCCCAACGAAGUCACGAUAA
This is a messenger RNA of Fimicolochytrium jonesii, 1206 nucleotides long. Its product is annotated as RNA polymerase I associated factor, A49-like protein. Gene Ontology annotation, cellular component: RNA polymerase I complex. Gene Ontology annotation, molecular function: DNA binding. NCBI's taxonomy places the organism in Eukaryota, Fungi, Chytridiomycota, Chytridiomycetes, Spizellomycetales, Powellomycetaceae. The transcript is spliced from 8 exons. Gene Ontology annotation, biological process: transcription elongation by RNA polymerase I; nucleolar large rRNA transcription by RNA polymerase I; RNA polymerase I preinitiation complex assembly. The coding region runs from base 1 to 1206 and encodes 401 amino acids. The record is from RefSeq and is a predicted model, not a curated record.